AUGGAGCAGAUACCCCAAGAGUUUAUCAACACGAUCAUGGCGUUGAGCAGCCCAGACACAAACACUAUCCGUGUGGCUGAGGAGAAGUUCAACUCAUACAAGAGUCAACCAGAUCAACUGGUCAGCUGUCUAUUGUUUCUCUUGGUCAACUCGACUGAACCAGUGCUCAAGGAGUACUCUUCGGUCCUGAUCCGUCCGCUUAUCACACCUACACACAAGGACACGCUUUGGAGUAAGAUCUCAAGCGACCUUCAAAACAACAUCAAGAUUCAACUGCUUAGAUGUCUGCGCAGUGAAACCUCUAAAUCGAUCAGACACAAGGUCGUCAACAUUGUCAGCGCUAUUGCACCAGAGCUCAUCAGCAAGAAUGAAUGGAGCGAAUUGAUGGGAUUCUUGAUCGAGGAGGCCAAGUCACCCAAUGAGAACAUGAGAGAGUCUGCCUAUUUGAUCAUCGGACAGAUGAUUGGAGAGAUCGAGUCGAUCAUCAAGCCACAUAUAGGACUCUUCAAGGGCCUCAUUCAACAAGGUCUCUGCGACAGUUCAAUCAUCGUCCAGAUUGCUGCCUUGCGUACCAUCUCCACCUUUGUCAACAUGAGUGAUGUCGACAAAACUCAAUUCCAACCACUCAUUCCACUUAUGCUUGCCACUAUUACCAAAGCAAUUGAAACUAAUCACGAGAACAGUGCUCAGGAUGGUAUCGUGGUGUUUAUCGUCAUUGCCGAGUCCAAGCCAUCAUGGCUCGCCAAGGAGACCCACACCAUCAUGAAGGCAUUCUUUGAGAUUAUCAACUCUGAUAUGGUCGAGGAGGAGACCAAGCACUUUGUCAUGGAGUUCUUCCUGGCCAUUGCAGAGAGAAGAGCAAGCAUCUACAAGAUGAACCCUGCCUAUCUGACCUCAUUGGUCCAGAUCAUGUACAAGUGGUUGUCCACCAGAGAGGACAUCAGUGUAGAGUCAUGGAACCAGUUGACUAACGAGACUGAUAACUCUGAUGAUACAUCGGAUGCCGAUGUUGCCCAAGACGCAUUCGAUCGUCUUUCGUUGGCAAUCCCAAAGAAUAUGCUCCAGGCGGUCUCUGGCUUCUUGCCAUCGUUAAUCAAGUCCAACUUCUGGGGUGAUCGCUUUGCCGCACUGAUGAGCAUUACUAUGUUCUGCGAGGGAUGCAAGCACCAGCUGAAGAAUAACUUGGAGAGCAUGCUCAAUCUGAUCCUGCCACUGGUCAACGACCCAGUACCACGUGUCCGUUGGUGUCUCUUCUUCUGUCUCGGUCAAAUGGCCACAGACUUUGAGCAGGACAUUCACGCUCACUAUCAGAUCCUGUUCCAGACAGUGUCGAUGAUCGUCUCCGAUCCAAACCCCCGUGUGCAAGCAGUCGUUUGUCUGUUCCUGUCGACCUUCCUUGAGGAGUUUGACAAGGAGAAGCUGACACCCCACACCAACAGUCUGUUUGGAUACCUUUCACCACUGAUGCAGUCCUCUCACUUCUCUGUCGCUGAGAAUGCUUUGAGUGCCUUCUCCAGUAUCGUCGAGUGUAUCUCUGAGGACUUCCUACCAUACUAUGACAGCUUUAUGCCAUUCUUGACUGGUAUACUCCAGAAUCAUACAUCAAAGCAAUCCAGAACUCUUAGAGGAAGAGCACUAGAGGCAAUCAGUUUGAUUGGCCUUGCUGUCAAGAAGGAGAAGUUCGCCAAUGACCUCCACCAGAUCCUUACCUUCAUGUCCAGUCAGCCACCCUUUGAGUCUGACGAUCCUCAAAUUGACUUCUUCCUCAGAGCCUGCACCAGGUUCUGCCAAUGCAUGGAGAAGGAUUUCAAGCAAUACCUUGGUUUCUGCAUGAAGCCAAUCCUUGGUGCCAUCAACGCCAAUGUUGAGAUUGUUUCAACAGAAUACACUGACGAUUAUACCGAGGAAUCGAUCAGCGACAACAGCGCAAUGACCGUUGAGAACAAAUCAUUGGCACUGUCCAUGUUGGUGAUCUACUCGACCAUCCUCAACGAAGAGCUCUUUGAGUACAUCGACACAUUGUACAAAGAGGUCGUACCACUCAUUGACUAUGAGUACAACGAAGACAUCAGAACCAACGCUGUUGCUCUUAUGCCAUGUCUGCUCAGGAUCUCCAAGGCCCACUUUGAGAAGAAGAUGUCUGCCCCCAACGGUGCCAAGGUCCCAUUCACAAGUGAACUCUUCAACAACAUCCUCUCGAAGCUCCUCGUAUCCCUUGAUACUGAGUCAGUAUCAGAGAUCAUUGGUGAGAAGCUAAAGGUUAUUGGUGAAUGUAUCGAGGUUAUGGGCGAGAAACAUCUCACUGAUGGUCAGAUGAGAAGUAUCUUCCAAUCAAUCAUCAAGACUUUGGACUCUUUGGACGAGAUGAGAAUCGAGCUGGAAGGUGAUGUUGAUGAGGAGGAUGAUGAUCCACAGAUCAAUGCCGAGAUGCAGUUCCUCGAGGAUGCCUACAACUUCGUUGCCAUUGCUGUUGGAGACAUCAUUAUCACAAGCAAGGACUCGUCUGUGGUUCAUCUUCAAGAGAUCCUUCUCGCCAACAUCUUGGCCAGAAUCACUGGUGACGAAGACUCUGACCAAGUCAAGUCAUCGAUGCUCUGCAUCAUGGACGACCUGAUUGAGUACGGUGCACCCAACGUUGGCCCCCUUUAUGCACACAUCAUCAAUCCCCUCCUCAAGUCGUGUCACAACUCGGAUGUAUCUGUUAAACACGCCGCCUCAUAUGGUUUGGGAAUGGCCGCUUCCAAGGCACCACAACACUUUGCUCCCUUUGUCAUUGGAGCAAUCGAGGCAUUGAACAUGCUCGUCAGCAUGACAAAUGCCAGACACGAAGACAACUUAGAGGUGACCGAGGGUGCCGUCUCUUCGAUUGGCAAGAUCAUCAGAUACUGUGGUGCUCAGCUUGGUGACAUGCUCGGCAAGAUCAUCCCAUUGUGGUGCUCUCAUCUCCCAGUUCAAGACGAAUCUGAGCGCAAGGCAGUUCUUGACAAUAUGCUUGAGCUCAUCAAAUUGAAUGGAAGUUUCUUUGGCCAGAAGGAGUUUGUUGUUGCUUUGAGAGUCAUCAUUGAUGCAGUCCAGAAAGAGUAUCUGCCUGAUGACAAGAAGGACACUGUUAAGCAGUUGUUGGUUGGACUACAGCCACUUGGAAUCUUGAACCAAGUGUCCCAGGCCGACAUUGAAGUCCUCCAGAAAGCUUUGCAAUAA
Messenger RNA from Acytostelium subglobosum LB1, 3201 nucleotides. RefSeq lists its product as hypothetical. Gene Ontology annotation, biological process: protein import into nucleus. Gene Ontology annotation, cellular component: cytoplasm; nucleus. NCBI's taxonomy places the organism in Eukaryota, Evosea, Eumycetozoa, Acytosteliales, Acytosteliaceae. The transcript is spliced from 9 exons. The record is from RefSeq and is a predicted model, not a curated record. The coding region runs from base 1 to 3201 and encodes 1066 amino acids. Gene Ontology annotation, molecular function: nuclear import signal receptor activity.